Messenger RNA from Pocillopora meandrina, 3346 nucleotides. NCBI's taxonomy places the organism in Eukaryota, Metazoa, Cnidaria, Anthozoa, Scleractinia, Pocilloporidae. The record is from the annotation of a GenBank genome assembly.
AUGUCAUCAAAGUAUGACGGAAUGGUUGUCUGGUGUAUAGGACAAGUUCGGUACCAUGGAGCGCGAGAAAACACCACACUUAUUAAAAUAGCCAAAGGUACGACUUUACCUGUUUUAUUAUAACGUGCACACAAAAUUACGCGCUUCUUAUUGGCUGAAAGUGAGUGCAUUCUCAGGUAACAUGAGUGUGAAUUCUAAUACGAACGCAAAUUAAAAAUAGUGCGCGCACGUUUUCAAAAUUUCGUCUGUCUUGACCUUCUGCGAUGUUUUAUCAUUUACAUUAUUAACAAGUAAAACCAUGAUUUCUCUUGCAAUUUGGUAUAAUAGGCACUCGUAAAUUUUUCAAAGACUACAAUAUGCACUUGCCCGACAGGCUCGUGCAGUUUCGUUGUCUUUGAAAAAUUUACUCCUGCUUAUUGACACCCAAUUGCAAGAGGAAUUAUGUUGUUACCUUUACUAAAACUAUCCAUCAUUUUAAAAUAAAACUAAACGGAUACUGUCUCAACCACGGUAUGGGUGGAUCCAGAAAUAUUUGGAAACGGGUGAGGAAAGGCAGGGAGGGGACGGAGUGGAGGCGAAUUGAUCAUAAAACAGUUUUUAUCGUGGAAAAUUACUCUUCGACUACUAACUCCCUUUGUUCUCCCUUCAUUCACUCGUGCACGAAAGAGAAAGAUAAAUAGAACAGAUGAAUUAAAGAAAAACCUCAUUUUUAAUUCAUACUCAUUUAGGCUUCCAAAACUUUUUUUUCCUUUCUCAGAGAGGCCAAAAAUUAGAAUAAAAAGUCCGCAACUGCUCUCGGUAAUCGUAGGAACGAUUCUGUACUUAGGCUGCAAUGCAACUGGUUAUCCUCCUCCCCGGGUAAUCUGGUUUCGUGACAAGGAAGUUCUUAAAAACAGAUCAAUUGAAGAAAGCACAAGUUUGGUACUAAGAAAUGUCACUAAAGACGACGGAGGAAAAUACAUUUGCAGGGCUACAAAUCUUCUAGGAAGUGAUAGUUAUGAGGUGCAAGUAAAUGUCACCGGUGAGUUUUAAUUCUAUAGACCUUGAAAUGGCACAAAACCAAUUUUUAAUACAAGCAAGUGAGUUGAGUUUCCAACACUUUAAUUCUUUAACUUACUUCAAUAAAAUUAACGGUCAUCGAAAACCGAAAAACCUUCUUGAAAAUUGACAAGACAAAAAAGGUAAAAUAAAUGAACAUAAACUCAAAACGUCAACAUAAAUCAUGAAAAAUGGGUUUCUAGUUUUGUAAAAUUGGCGAGUUUUAUCAUCUGCACUCAUGGUAGAACCAUAUAGCUCCUCUUACGUAAUCAGCCAAAGUGAGUCCGCUUCGCGGUCGUCCGAUUUUGAAAUCACCCGUACAACUACAGACUGUAUUGCCUCCACUCGGUCCUAUUAUCAUUUAAUUUGACCUUCUUGUUUGGUGUACAUUUGUUUUGCAGAGUUUAAAAAUUCGACGUUGCCGACACAAAUAGGUAUUUACAAAGUUCUAUUAUUGAUUUGUUUUCAUUUCUGGGAAAUAUUUUUUGGUUCUGCAUUUGUCUUCAUCGUGGAUGUGUCUGCUUUUCUUUAUUGUUUUUGUUUUGUGAUGUUUUGUUUUGUGUUGUGCUGUACUGUACAGUGUUGUAUUUUGCUUUUCUGGACAUUACUUUGUUUUUUCUUCUGUUUUGUUUUCUUUUGCUUUGCUUCCUUUGCUUCGCUUUGCUUUGCUUUUUGUUUUGUUUUGUUUUGCUUUGCUUUGCUUUGCUUUGCUUUGCUUUGCUUUGCUUUGCUUUGCUUUGUUUUGCUUUGUUUUGCUUUGCUUUGCUUUGCUUUGUUUUUUGUUUUGUUUUUUGUUUUGUUUGUUUUGUUUUGCUUUGCUAUCCUUUACUUUGCUUUGCUUUGUUUUCUUUUGUGUUGCUUUUUUAUUGUUUUUUUAAUUUUUUGAUAUUCUGUUCUUAGCUGUGCUGUGCUUUGUUUUCUGUUUUGUUUUGUUUUGCUUUGUUGUGCUUUGGUUUGUUUUUGCUUUGUUUUUUUUUGUUUUUUUUGCUUUGCUUUGCUUUGUUCUGCUUUGCUUUUUGUUUUGCUUUGUUUUGUUUUGUUUUGUUUUGUUUUGUUUUUGCUUUGCUUUGCUUUUUUUGCCUUGUUUUCUUCGUCUCGUUUCGUUUCGUUUCGUUUCGUGUCGUGUCGUGCCGUGUCAUGUCUUGUCAAUUCGUUUCGUGUCGUUUCGUUUCGUUUCGUUUCGUUUUGUCGUUUCGUUUCGUUUCGUUUUGUUUUGUUUUGUUUUAUCGUCUCGUCUAACGUGUUUCGUUUCGUUUCGUAUCGUUUCGUUUUGUCGUGUCGUGUCGUGUCGUGUCGUUUCGUUUCGUGUCGUUUCGUGUCGUUUCGUGUCGUUUCGUGUCGUUUCGUGUCGUUUCGUGUCGUUUCGUGUCGUUUCGUGUCGUUUCGUGUCGUUUCGUGUCGUUUCGUGUCGUUUCGUGUCGUUUCGUGUCGUUUCGAAAUGUAUAAUCUUAGUCGACUCUCCUUGGGUCCGUGGCGGAAUAAUUUUUAAAUGCAUAAGCGUUCCUGGAAAUUUCAGAAAAGUUUUGGAGCAAAGAAAAACUAUAAGCCCUUUCUAAUUUUUGGACCAAUUCAAGUCUCUACACAAUUUACAUUUUCUCGUUACCAAGGGGAUGACUUAUAAUUAUACUUGAUAUAUUCAAUUAUUAAUUGAUAAUUAAUUAUUAUAGUUAAUUAUACUGAAUAGAUUUUGUGUUUUGUAGAUAAGCAAGGAAGUCGAGGAAGUGAUCCCUACAAAGUGGCAACUUUCGUGUUGUUAACACUCCUGAUCCUUGCAAUGGUGUUUAUAGUUCAUUUAAAGAGACAAAAUAGACGCCUGAACCAAGGAAAUGCUUUGCCCGAAGUAUAAAUUUCACGAGCCAAGUAACAUUGCAGUUUUGGGAGAAAAAAAUGAAAAUUAAAAAAAAAUUAUCAAAAAAAAAACCAGAGGCAGAAAAAAAAAUGAAAAGGUAAAAAAAAUGCAUAGAAAAUGUGAAAUGUCUUGCGAGUUCUUUUAGUUGUGAUAGCUAAACUUCUUCAUUCGUGCACAUUAACAGAAAGCAAAGCCAAGAAUAUUAAUUGAAUGCCGGUAGAUAUCUAAAAAAUGAAAACAAGCUCGAACGUUUGUAAAGAUUCACUUCGGGGUAUAAAAAGAAAGGGUUUGUAAAAAAUAUCUGGAAUUUAUACUGUCAUUGUAAAAAGACAAAGAAACUGGAAAAAGGAAACAAAUCCAUGUAUUGCUUCAACUAAAAGAAAUAUUUCUUCAUUUUUGUUAUCCAAGGCCACGUGUUAUCAUCGUUUUAAAUAAUGUCUCGUAAAUGAUGUACUGUGG